GACCAACGCGCGCAUCCGCGGCAGUCGCACGGCGCGGUCCGACCCGAGUGUGCGUCAGUUUUGUCGCAUAACAACAUCAUAACAAACGUUAAUCUGACCUACAAGAUCUUACUCUGAGAUCUUUGUGUUAAAUCAUACAGAUUUAGCUUUUGGAAAGUGUAUAAGUAGUAAAGCAAAACGAGUGACAUGAUAAAGACAACGCUUUACCAAUUGAACCCGGCGCGUUUGAUUGAGGAAAUAAAGAAGCGUCCAGGUCUUUACCGGACAGAGCAGCCCGCGGACCGGGAGGAGAAGCUGCACCUCUGGAAAGAGGUCGGAGCCGCUAUAUACGACGACUGGGACAGUUUUAAUAAGGCAACUGCAUACGAUCGAGUCCUCCAAUUGCAAAGGAAAUGGCGCUCACUUCGGGACGCGUACAACAGGGAGCUACGAGCUCGACGCGCGGCGCCGCGUGGCAACCGACGCGUCUACAUUUACUUCAAACGUAUGAGUUUCCUCGGCGGCUUCGAGGGAAGCGUUAGUGAUGAUGACGAUCAAGAUGGUAACCAGGUGAUAUUUAGCAACCAGACCGAAGAUCCUCUUUUCAGUAGUCACACAAGUCAUACGCCGAGACGAAAACGUCGAAAGAAAUCCAGUUCGGACGGGGACCAGGCUCCGGAAGAGUUGGAGAUGCCGGUCUUCCCCGUGGAUAUAUCUGACGAUGGGGACAGCGAUAAAUUAUUUUUGCUCUCAUUUCUACCGGAAAUGAAGCAAUUACCGGCGAAUAUAAAGAUGUGGGCGAGGGCUCAGAUAGCAAAUGUCAUGCAGGAAGCCGUAAACUCACAUUUCAAUAAUUCAAUACCUGGAAGCAGUUCAGAUAGAAACGGAAUGGUCAAACAAAGGAGGGAUAGUUCGGAAUAGAUGAACGAUACAACUGAGUCUUUGAUUAAGUGGAAAAUGGAAUUGACUUAGUUAAUCAUGAAUUUUCCCGUCAUUUUGUUAACGUAAACCUUUAUGUUAGAUUAGCUCAAAUUGAAAGUGUCUGAUUAAAGUACAGAAUUUAUACGUACAUUCAAGAUAGUGGUAGUGAAAUUUAUUAAAGUUGCUUAGAAAAAAUGCUUUUCGGCUGUAUUUUGAGUUUUUUUUUUGUCUUUUCUUUUAUAAAUAAAAACGACUGUAUUGUACAUUAUACUAAUAUAAGCAUGCAUCGCAUGGAUUUAUGAUAACUAGUACUUAAAAGAUUCAA
Molecule: messenger RNA, 1225 nt
Organism: Vanessa tameamea
Lineage: Eukaryota; Metazoa; Arthropoda; Insecta; Lepidoptera; Nymphalidae
Exons: 4
Coding region: 187-900 (237 amino acids)
Biological process (GO): regulation of transcription by RNA polymerase II
Cellular component (GO): transcription regulator complex; nucleus
Molecular function (GO): DNA binding
Source: RefSeq, a predicted model, not a curated record